UCUUCCUAAGCGGCAUCGCAGAAUACCGGCUUAGAAGCACUCGAGUACCCGAAGGCAGAUAUGAAGCGUUCUGUUGGUCCUUUGGACAAGCGUAGGAGAAUCUCCCGCUGUCAGCCCUGUGCCAAGAGGCGCAUAAAGUGCGAGGGAGGUUGUCCCUGCCAAUAUUGCAUCCGUACAAACAAAGCAUGUCAACCCCAAAAGCCUGCACCACACAAAGCUGAGUUCGUCGUCAUGCAAGACCCCUCAUCUGCAUAUCAAACAACGAUGCCCGCCCAAGCACACAAGCUCAGAGAUGACAUUUAUUUGGAUCAUUUUGUGUCUUUCAUUCAGAGAUGCCAGUUCACGAGAGGGUUUGCAUCAGCCACAGCCGACAUUGUACGGCGCAUUCAUACAUCACAGUCACUUCGUGACCUGACUCUCGCCAUUGGCGCCUUGGAGGCUAGCAGGACACCCUCUGUCCGCUGCAGCCUCUUGCGUGAUUCCCCACUAUACAUUGCCUUCAGCUUCUAUGGCAAAUCAAUGCAGACACUGAACCACAAGUUGGAGACUACUGACGCAUUACAUUGCGAUGAUGUCUUGUGGAGCACAUUUCUACUCGGAUUAUUCGAGUUGAUGACCGAAGCCUCUGGAGAGCAAUGGGCCAAACAUAUGCUGUACGGAACGUCCAUGAUCUUUCAGUUAGGAGGUCCCAAAAAACGACUCUCGUCAGUAGGAGAGCAACUUUUUUCCGCAUUCCGGGUUCUAGAAGCCCAUAGAGCAAUCAUAUAUGGGGACCACACGUUCCUCUCACAGGAUUUGUGGAUAAAAUACCAAGCAACCCUGGCUACCAAGCCACCAGAACACAAUGAGUCAAUACUUGAGAUCAUGAUUCGAAUAUCUUCAUUUACUCAACGACUCUUUGAGACUAUGGAGGCCGUACCGGAUCCCAUCAGAUCUGCCCAUCCAGAGAUUGAUGCACUUACUCGCGAAGGGGUUCAUCUACUGCAGCAGUUAAGAACUUGGCACGACGAGACUACAUUGCACGAUAAUGGUCUAGACACUUAUUCGAACUUGGCCCUUGCAAAUUAUCAUGCUUUGGUUCUAUUUCACUGCGGAAAUUUCACCUAUUACUCGGGGUGGGAAAAGAACAGCAGUCUACUUCUAACCAAGGUGGAGAUCAACGAGCAUAUCGAUGCCAUAAUAUCUUUGUCUGGAUCAAUACUUGAACAGUCAACUAUUCCCGGCGCGUUGCUGUUGUUCGGUCUAAGAGUGGCUGGAGCGAACUCUUCCUUGACAGGCCACAAGGACAGCAUUAGCGCCAUGCUCUCCCAAAUACACCAGAAAGGAUUUGUUGUUUCUGAUCGGAUCAAAAUCGACUUGGAAGAGUUUUGGAAGUACCAGUUGUUACUCAAGAACUAAUUGUAGCCAUUGGAUAGCACUCUGUGAGCAUGUACGCUUCGGUUCUGUUCAAGUUCAUAAUAGUUUAGCCAAGACAAAAAC
Messenger RNA from Ilyonectria robusta, 1479 nucleotides. RefSeq lists its product as uncharacterized. Gene Ontology annotation, molecular function: zinc ion binding; transcription cis-regulatory region binding; DNA-binding transcription factor activity, RNA polymerase II-specific. The transcript is spliced from 4 exons. NCBI's taxonomy places the organism in Eukaryota, Fungi, Ascomycota, Sordariomycetes, Hypocreales, Nectriaceae. Gene Ontology annotation, biological process: positive regulation of transcription by RNA polymerase II. The record is from RefSeq and is a predicted model, not a curated record. Gene Ontology annotation, cellular component: nucleus. Bases 61 to 1398 code for a protein of 445 amino acids.